GCUUUGAAAUAUCCUGGGAAGAGUGAAAGUAAUAAUAGCAUGCCAAGUGUUGACAGUGUGAAAGUGGCAGUACGGGUGAGACCUUUCAGUCAGAGGGAGAAGGAUGCAGGCAGCAGGUGUGUGAUUUCUAUGAAUUCCAGCAGCACAAGCAUAUAUGAUCCUAAGAAUCCAGGGCACAUGAAAACCUUUACCUUUGACCUGGCUUACUGGUCCCACAGUGGAUUUCUAAAGGAUAAAGAUGGCAUGCUCAUUUCAGCUGGAUCCAACAGCAGAUAUGCAGGCCAGAGAGAGGUCUUUCGUGACCUUGGUCAAGGAGUCCUAGACAAUGCCUGGCAAGGUUAUAAUGCUACUCUCCUAGCGUAUGGCCAGACUGGCUCAGGGAAGAGCUAUUCUAUGAUUGGAUAUGGUGCAAACAGAGGCAUAAUUCCAGUUGUGUGUGAAGAGCUCUUCAAACCAAUUCAGAACCAGAAGAACAAGCAAUAUCAGGUUACUUUCAGUAUGCUGGAAAUUUAUAACGAGCAGGUAAUAGAUUUACUGUCUGAAACCAAGAAACCUGGUGGACUCAAGGUUAGAGAAGACCAGCAACAAGGCUUUUAUGUGGAUGGCUUGAAACUGGUGCCUUGUGACAGCUACGCACAAAUUGAGAGGUUAAUGGAACAAGGAACUAAAAUAAGAACCACAGCUUCAACCAGCAUGAAUGCUACAAGCAGUCGAUCUCACAUGGUCAUUACCAUCCAAUUCAAACAGAUUUUUCUAGAUGAAGAUAUCACCAAGCAAUCCGUUAUAAAUCUGGUGGACUUGGCAGGAAGUGAAAGGCAAAAGUCUUCAGGCUCUGAAGGGGACAGGCUGAGAGAAGGGACAUGUGUAAAUCUGAGUUUAACCACCUUAGGAAAUGUCAUCAGUGCUCUGGCUGAGGUGGCUAUGGGGAAGAAAGUGUUACAUAUCCCAUACAGAGACUCAGUUCUAACAAAACUCCUGCAGUCGGCUCUCGGGGGGAACAGCAGGACUAUCAUGAUUGCAGCUGUAAGUCCAGCAGACAUCUGCUAUGAAGAGACUUUGUCAACAUUACGAUAUGCUGAGAGAACAAAAAAGAUCAAGAACAAAGCAGUGAUAAAUGCAAGUCCAAUGGAGAAGCAUAUAAUGGAGCUGAAAGCAGAAAAUAACAAACUGUUGUCCAGACUGACUGGGCUUGGAAACUCUGGGAAAACAGUAGCAGAUGAAACCAAAGAACUGCGAUGUUUGCUGGCUGAAAAUGAACUGCGGAUUCGGAAUAUUCAGUUAACAUGGGAAUAUCGUCUGGAAGAAGCUCGGAAGGAAUGGGAACAGCAGUAUGCUGCAAUUACUCAGGAGAGACGGAUGAUGGAGACAUUCCCAUAUCUCUUGAAUAUCAAUGAAGACCCUCAACUCUCCGGGGUUCUCAAGCACUUCAUUCAGGACGGUUCAUGUGAUGUUGGUCAGUCAGCCUCAAAUGCAAUAACCCUUAAAGGUUUAGGCAUUUUGGACAAGCAUGCUACAUUCACAAAUACUGAGGGCAAAGUUACCAUAACGCCGCGGCAAAAGUGCAAAGUUGUUAUCAAUGGUGUACCCAUCACUAUGAACACUAAACUGCAGCAUCUGGAUCGUGUUAUUUUGGGAUCAAACAGUGCUUACCUUUAUGUUGGAUUUCCUGCAGAACGCACCAAUGAGGACUUGAUCAGAUAUGAUUAUGAUUUCUUUCAGUCAGAGCUGGCGGCAGCAGAGGGCUUCAGUGUAGAUAAACUUGGAAUUGUCAAUAAUAAGGAUGGCAAACCAGAUCCUAGUGUUCUUGCAGUAUUCCAUGAUUAUAUCAAGCUAAUGCCUUUGGUUGCAGAAGCAAAUCAGAUGAGUGAGGAGUUGAAAAAGGAGCUCAAGUUGGAAUUGAAAGUGAAAAAUCUAGCAUCAUCUGACUCCAGAGGUUAUGAUCUGCAAAAGGAAGUAAUAGUAAAAGUGACUAACAAAAUGACUAACCAGGUGUGGGUGUGGUCUAAGGCCAAGUUCAUCAACAGGAAAUUCCUAAUGGAGGAGGUUUACCAGCAUUUUUUAGAUGGAGAGGAUGUGUAUGUGGGCCAAGACCAUGACCCAUUCUGGGAUCCUGUUGAGGUCAUUCAUUUAGGAUCUGCUCACAUUUGGCUUCAGUCACUUGCUUACUGCAUGAAGCUGGAAGAACAAACAGAAGUUCUGAAUUCUGAAGGAAUGGAGGAAGCUAUUCUACUUCUAAAUAUAGCUCCGUGUUCCAGUGAUGGAAGAGCCUUCGGAGAAGAUGAUAUGGUCAUUGACCCUUUGGAAUUGCUGGGAAGAAGAAUUGAUUUCCAGAUUCACAUCUUACAGUGCCUUGGAGUCAAAUGGCUUAGAGAAGUCACCGAACGGGGCAUUCAGAUAGGGUACAGAGUUUAUGAUCUUCCUCACUCUCUAUACACAAAGCCUGUCUGGAAAAACAUGAAUGCUAAGAUUGAAGAGACAGUCCACUUCUCAGCCCUAAAUGCAUCCCACGAAUUUUUAAAUUAUUUACAAAAAAAUGCUUUAAUUGUUGACUUGUGGGGGCUUCAAGAGGGGUGCGCUGAAUUGGAUGACUCCCUACAAGACAUGGUCACAAACGAGGGCGCCAUUAUAGUUGAUAAUCCAAAAACUGUGAUUGCAAAGGAUAUUGGUCUGAGCACAACUAACCAGAUAUCUGAUCUUUACCUGAAGCUGCUGAAGUUGGAAGAGGAGACUGAACUUCUCAGAGAUAUUAACAGAGCUUUAAGGGAAGAAAAUGUAUUUCUUAAAGAUAAACUGAAGAAAUGGGAGCCAGGACACCAUGAAAGUAAGAAAUUAAAGUCCCCUAAUAAAAGGGCAAUUAAGAUGACCAAACAGCCUCUCUCAUCAAAGGAAGCUGACCAGAUGUGCAACCAUCGGACCAGCUAUGAUGCUGAUUUUGCUAAAGCUCUUAAGGUCUUCUACCAAAACAUGAACAUAGUGAGAGGGCAAUUCCUGAAGCUGAAGCACAGCAAACCCCCUGAAGAAGAUAACCUGCAGAUGCUACAUCUUUUUACAGAGACACAAUCAUAUAUGUUGAAGGAUUUUGGGGAGCAGCUUGAAUCUAGCAUAUGCAGAUUGAAAAAUGAUGUUGCUCUUAUAGUUAAAAAGAAGAGAGAAAGCAUGGCUUAA
Messenger RNA from Terrapene triunguis (Three-toed box turtle), 3165 nucleotides. RefSeq names its product kinesin-like protein KIF28P. The transcript has 23 exons. Gene Ontology annotation, biological process: microtubule-based movement; cytoskeleton-dependent intracellular transport. Gene Ontology annotation, cellular component: microtubule; kinesin complex. The record is from RefSeq and is a predicted model, not a curated record. NCBI's taxonomy places the organism in Eukaryota, Metazoa, Chordata, Testudines, Emydidae. Bases 40 to 3165 code for a protein of 1041 amino acids. Gene Ontology annotation, molecular function: microtubule motor activity; ATP binding; ATP hydrolysis activity.